GUCUUAACUGAUCCACUGUGGCGAGUGAUGAACUUGGGAUAUGAUUUAUGAUUAUUAUCCGCUUGCCGACUGGGGAUCGCAACCUCCUUUCGGUAAUUGUCUGACGCCAAAGACCACUUUUUAUAUAAUUAAUACAAAAAUUUACCAAUUCCUCCAAAAAAUCCAAUUUCUGUGCAAAUAUAAUCCAUAAUUAUUUGUAUUGGGCAAAAUAUGUGAACCAAUAAAAUUUUAUUAGACGCAUCAGGCUGUGGAACUGUGAAAUCCGUGUCUUUAGUAGCCUGUUGCUUUGAAUGUAUGGAAUAAUCUGGAAUAUAAAACAAGUAAAUUUGCCUGUAUUAUUUUAUUACUCUUUUUAACACACCCGUAUAUUUUAUGUAACACAACAUCGAUUUCACACAAAUUUCCUUUAUGUUGUCAUUCAAACUACCGUUGCCAUAGCAACGUACAUACAUAAUCCUAUUGUUUACCUGGUGCAUCAGUUGAAUGACUUUAAAAUAAUUUUAAUAAUGGAUUGGAAAUAUUUGUUAUCUUUAUCGCCAGAGGAUUUAAACGACGAUAAAAAAGAUGAACUUUUUAACUUGGUUACUUGGUUCGAUAAUGAUAAAGAAGAAUUAAAUUUCAAAAAGUGCUUCAGUUUGUUUAGAAUUAGCCAGGAACUUUUAAAGUAUAAAGGAGAGCAAGUGGAAACUCUUUUGCAGGAACUUGACGAGUUAGCCACUAAGCAGGGUGAAGAUGACACCAGGAGAUUAGAGUCUGAUACUGAUAUAAUGAGUUCCAAAUCGAGGAAAUCUGGUUCCAUAGAAUUUGAAAACUUGGAACAAAAAUAUAUCGGGUUAAAAAACAAAUUCAAAAAACAAAUUAAACUUCACAAAAGCGUGACAGACGAAUAUGAGAAAGCAAAAUCUAGUAUUAAAAGUUUGGAAUCGGAAAACUUUCAACUUCAAAAACAAUUGCAAAAUAAAGUCCAGGAAGGAAGUGAAUCAGAUAUUUCAGAAACCGUACGUGAGCAACACAAGGAGCUUAUUGAAGUUGUGCAAAAUAAGAACAAACAAAUUUCCGAUUUACUACAAGAUAUUGAAGAAGUUGAAAAAGAGAAUUUAAUUUUGAGGGACAAGCUCUCUAAAAUAAGGGAUGACUUAGCAACGGCCACUGAUGAAAUAAAUUUAAUGACAGAGAGAUUAAAUGGCAGUAACGUUAAAUUAGCGGAAAGUUUGGAACAAUAUCAAAAUUUAGUAGCUGAAAAUGAAGUUCUUAAAGAACAAAUACAAACUCUUAAUGAAGAAAAAGAAGUUGUGGAACUAAAAAUUGAGGAAUUUACCACAGAAAUCAACAACAGAGUAAUUGAAUGGAAAAAAAUAAUACAUCAAAAAGACUUGGAAAUAAAGGAAUUACGAGGCAAACAUACAGAUUCCAGCAUACAUUCCUCAAUAUCGAGUCUGCCAAAUGACGAAAACGAGAAAAUGCAGGUGGCUACUCUUAACAAAAUCCUAAUACAACGUGAACAACAAAUUUUAGACUUGCAAUCGCAAUUGAAAGAAGCAACUUUAGAAAUGCAAGAAAUUACCAAUUUAAUACAAACAUUAAGUACCGAAAAACUAACCAACUCGAUAAAAAUUGAAGAGAUAUUGUCGGUGAAUAAGGAAAUAAAAAAACAGUUAAAAUCCGCGCAUGAGAGAUCGCAAAAUUUACAAGAGGAUGUUGAAUAUGCUGAAGCAAUUGUAAAUAGUAAAGAUGCAGAUUUCAAGGAAUUAUUAACUGAGUUAAAUAAUAAAGGACAUGUUGAUUUGUCAGAAAAAAUGGAACAAAUUUAUAGGUUGAAGUCAGAAAAGAAAAAUAAGGACAAAGAAAUCUCUAGAUUAGUAAAAACAUGUAACAAAUUGCAAGAAAACAGUGAUAUUUUAAAUAAAGAAAAUUUAGAAUUAAGAAAUAAACUUGGUAUGUCUGAAGAUGAAGAGAUUUCUUUAACUGGAACAGUUAAAAUAAAAAAUAAAAAUUCAAAAGUCAAUCAAGAUUUAAAGAAACAAUUAACCAAAUUGGAUGAAGAAAAUUUAAAUUUAAAAUCCAGAAUACAAAAACUUACCAAAACUGUGUCUUCCCUUCAAAAUCAAAUUUUCGAUUUAGGUUGCAAACCUGACAAUAAUUUAAUUGAAAAUUUUUCAAAGCCAAAUGCAACUGAAAGUAUUUUAUUGGAUAAGGAUGAAUUAAAAGGUAUUAUCGAAGAAAACGAAGCGUUAAGAAAAGGAAUGCACGAAAUACUAAACAGCAUAAACACUAAAAAAGAAUCAACAACCAAAGAAAUUAAGUCUGAAACUUUAGAACAACUUUUACGAGCUUUAGAUGUAAAGCACAUUUCGGGUUGGUAUCAUCCUGCAAUGCGCUUGCAGGCUGAAUUACAUAAUUUGGAAGGAAUAAAUACUGAGUUAAGAGAACAGUUAAGAAAAACAAAAUUGGAAAAUAGCAGUAUCCAAGAAAAAAGUGCAUUGGAAGCAGAUAUUUCAGAAGGGGAGGUGGUAAAUAAAACACCCAGGAAUAUUCCGGAAAUUCAGGAGGAAGUUUGCGAAACUCUGGAUCAAUUUGAAGAUAUAACCAAUGAUGAACAUAAUAAUUUUAACACAAUUUUAGAAAAAAUAAUUCAAAUAUUACAGUCGCUAUCUGCUAAAAAUCUACAAAGUGUCAAAAAUAUACUUUUAGCUUUAAUUGAACCCCUAAAUGGGAAAUAUUUAAAUUUAAUUAAAGAAUAUGAAAACAACGUGUUAUUGGAAAAACAAGAAACAAAAAAAGCAAACGAUAAUUUAUUAAUUUUAGAAACUCAACUUAAAGUUUUAACUGAAAAUAAAUCGGAAGAUUCAAUGAUUAAACAAUUGGAAAAAUUUACCAAAAAUGAUAUUCUUAAGAAUCGCAAAGUAGUUUUUCUUGAAGACGAAAUUAAUAAACUUAAUAAAAAUAAAGACGAAAUGGAAGAAAAACUGGAAAAAGAGAAGCAAAAUUUAAUAAAUGAUAAUAAAAUACUUAAAAAUAAAAAUGACUCUUAUACAAAUAAGUUAAUAAUUUUAGAAAAUAAUCUUAAGAUAUCGGUCAACUCCGAUGUUUUUAACGAAACAAAAAAUAAUUUAUUAAAUUUAACAGUGAAACACCGAAAGUUAUUGGUCGACUUGGAAAAAACGUGCGAAGAAAAAACAAUUCAACUGAAUGUAUUGAAUGAAACCAACAAGAGUCUGGAAGGUAAUAAAGUGGAGUUACAAAAAAAAUUGACUGAAAUUUUAUCGAAAUAUCACAGUAUUGAAAAUUCCAAUCAAAAUAUUGACGAAAAUGUGAAAAAAUUGUCGAAAAAAAUAUCAGAAAGCGAAGUAAAAGAAAUUUCCGAGAGGCAGAGAGCAGAUCACACAAACAAUCUAUACGAAUUGGUUAAAGAACAACUUUAUAAGUCUGAAGAAAGACUGAAAGAAUUUUCAAAAUACAACGAAACAAUUUUGCAAAAAAAUCUGUUUUUACAAGAACAACUUAAAGAUGCUGAAUUCAAAUUAUCAGAGUACGUUGACAAUAAGUUAUAUAGUAAAUUGCAAGUGGAUUAUAAUAAAUUACUAGAGAAAAUUAACACAAUAAAUAAAAAAGAAACCGUUUUAAACAAAGAUGAAGAGAAAAAAGGGGGGGUUGAGUCUAAAUGGACGAACAAAAAGGAAAAAGAACUACUUGGCUUAAAACACCAAAUUGUUGAUCUAAUUGCGGUUUCUGAUGAAAAAAUGCUUAUCGGGCAACUACACUCAGAUAUUAAAUACCAUAGAAUGUUGGACCUUGAUUAUGUAAAUAAAAUUAAAAUCCUAAAUGAUGAACUAACGAAUUAUAUAAAUCUGUAUAAAAAUAUUGAAACCAAAUAUGAAGAAGAUAAAGUUGCAUUUUCUGAAAAAGAGACACAGUGCAUGAAAAAAUUAAAUUUAUUGAAAAAUAUAUUACGGUUGCAAAAAACACAAUAUUAUGGUUGCAUACCUCUAAUAUCUGAAGAAAAAAUAAUCCAAAAGAUUCGCAAUCUUUCAAAGGAUAAACACGAAGCAUUUUUAAAUUUAAUAAACGCUCAAAAACUUAAUAACGAAGCAGACAUUCUCAGAGAACAAUGCGGUUAUGAGUUACAAAAUUUAAAUGAGCAGCAGGCAAUUUUAAAAGGAAAUAAAGAGGAGAGUAAUAAAAUGUUACAGUGGUUACAGGAAAAGAAAACUUUUCAGUUAAAUGUACUAAGAUACAAGAGACAAGCUGAGUUUAAAGAAAUGCAGUUGCAACAUUUGCUUGAAAGGGUGAAAAUACAAGAUGAAGAAAUAGCACACAUUGAAGAAGAAUUAUUACAUUCUCAUACAAAUUUAUUAUUUCAAAUAGAAACUGAAGACUCCACUGAAAAACCUGAAACAAUCGUACAAGAACGGCCUAGGGAAAAUGUGGUAAAAAUAAUGAAAGCUAUUGAAGUUCAAACACAAGUUGUUUUUUCGGGAUCAAAUAAUAAUGAUGAAAAUAAAAUAACAAGUUUAAAAUAUGAGGUUUUACAAUUGCAAAAUACGCUUAGAGAAAAGGAUUUGCAGAUUGACGAAUUAAAAAAUAAAAUAACUGAGCAAGAAAUUUCGAUAAGCUUGUUUAGAAAUCAAAUAGGAGACAAGCAAAGCCAAAUCACGUUUUACGAACGGCACAUUUUAGAACUUCAAAGCAAAAAUCUUGAAACGAACAAAGACAUGUUUGAUGGAGCAGGUGGAGACAACAUAAGUGUGGGGAGAGCAAGUUUUAGCAAAGAGGAUGAGCUUUUGUCCUUAAAAUCAAUAGUAGAUAAAAUGCAGGAAACUCUAAGCCUAAAGGAAAAAGCAAUCCAAGAUUAUGAAUCUCUAUUGAAGAACGAUAGAGAUAAACAUAGUCUUGCAGCUGCGAGGCUUCAAGACGAAAUUAAGGUGCUCCAGAAAGGUAUUCUCGAGGAAAAACAAAAAAAUACACAGUUGGAUGAUUGCCUACAAUCGUCUAAACCGAAUCGAGCAGCGAUGGAGGAAUAUGUCAAUCAAGUACAUUCUUUGGAAAAGCACACAGCUGAGCUUCACACUUCUGUUUCGAGUUUAGAAGCUCAGCUUCAAACAAGCCGUGAGGAAGCUGUUCGAUGGAAAACACUAGCUAGCGAUAGGCUACAGGCUAUGAACGACUUACACAAAGAUUUGGAAGACCAGCAUAAAAAUGAACUUUCUAUGUACAAGGAAGAUUGCGAUAAGUGGAAGGAAGAAGUGAAUAAUCUUAAGGAUAUGAUAGUUAAGCACAGAAGCGAAACUGGAAAUAUUGGAGGAGAUAUACAAAAAAUAAUGAAGGAAAAAGAUAAUAGAAUACAUGAAUUAUCAGUGUUAUUACGCCAGGCGAAGAGUAAUAAAGCAGAAAAGACACCUGAGAUGGAUUUAACUCCAAAACUAACAAAUCUAGAAUCAACCAACGAAACCUUGCAAAAAGAAAAUGAACUACUAAGAAAGAAGUAUGAACAAUUGAUGCAACGAGAAAGAAAUAUCCGAGAAGAAGUAAGGGAACUAAAGGGACAACUCAUGAAAAAACCUAUAAUAUCAGCCAAAAGCGACAAGUCAGAAAAAUCAAUAAAAGAUCAGUUGCAAAGAAAAAUAUCCACUUUAGAAAACGAGAUUAUCCAACUUAAAGAAAACUUAUCAGCUCAAAUAGCCAUAAAUGAAACGCACAAAGUAAAAUCAGAUGAAGAUUUUGAAAGAUGGAAAAAACUAAAAUACUGGCAGCAAACCACGGAAAAGCUUAAAAGUAAGCUUAACGAAAAGGACUUGAAACUUACAAGACUGCAGCAGACUACAUCCGGAUACAGAAUGCUUAUAGAACGACUGGAACGUGAAAAGCAUAAUCUGGAAAAUAGGAUAAAGAAUCUAAAGACGGAUUGUAAUAAAUCUAAUGAUGAGACAAUAGAAAUGUUGCGAAUAGAAAACAUGAAGUUGUUAGCUGAGAAUCAGUCGUUGAUUUCCAAAUUGGAAAUUAGUCAGCAUCAUGCAGGAGGCUUGGGAGUUUCACUGUUACAGGAAAAACUGGAGGGUCAGGAAAGAAAAAUCGCUGUAUUGGAAGUUUCAGCAAAAGGUAGCGUAGAAGUUCGAGGUGAAAUGGAAAGAAUGCAAUCCAAAAUUUCUUCAAUUCAAAAACGCAAUUUGUGUUUAGAGGCUGAAAAUUUAGAAUGUAAAAUGGAUUUGGAAAAGUCUAGAAAGGAAAUGCCCUAUUUGCAAGAACAAAUACAACAUUUAGAAAAUUACAUUGAAGUGCUAAAAGAUGAGAAUACUAAAAACUUAAGUGGUCGGGGAGCUGAAAAAUCUUCGGAACAAAACUGCGAAUCCAAAAAACUCCCAGAGUUAGAACGAACCGUUUUUAUAUUAAAACGAGUAAUAGAAAAACUUCAAGUGGAAAAUAAACGUUUAAUAAACGGCAAAAUGCCAAAUUCAGAACGAACGUCUUCAGCUGACAAAUUCAGACGGGACAAUCUAAGAUUAAGACAACAGUAUGGAGAAGCUAUUGAAAAAGUUACUCUUUUGGAGAAGGAAUUAGCGGAUUGCAACGAUAAAAUAAAAAGUUUUUCAAAAAAACCGGUUUCCGAUAUUGUUAAGGCUUUAUCAGAAGAACUUUCAAAUGUUCGAAAGGAAUUAAAAGAAAAAAGUUUACUGUUAGAAAGAGUCAAGAUUCUCCUACAAAGGGCUGCUGCCAAAGAGAAAAGUUUACUCCAAGAGAUUGCAAACAUGAGAAAAUAAUAAUUAUUAUUAAGGUCAAAUAUGUAUAUUUUAAGAUAUAAACAAGUAUUUUAUAUUUGUAGCGUGUUUUUAUAAUAAAAU
Brassicogethes aeneus is the source of this 6836-nucleotide messenger RNA. The record is from the annotation of a GenBank genome assembly. Lineage: Eukaryota; Metazoa; Arthropoda; Insecta; Coleoptera; Nitidulidae.